GAUGAAAAUUAAUUUAUUAAGUUAUUUUCUUAUUUAUUUAAUUUCAACUUCAUUUCUUCUUAACAACCUAUAUGGAUUUGAAGAAGAAGAUUUAUGUACUGACAGAAGUUGUUUCCCCGCAACAGGGAAUUUAUUAAUAGGUCGAAAACAUCAACUUUCUGCCACAUCCACUUGUGGUCUUCAUAGACCUGGACGUUACUGUAUUGUCUCUCAUUUGGAAAACCCUGAAAAAUGUUUUAAAUGUGAUUCAAGGCAACCCUGGUCUUAUGAACAACCUGGAAAUGUAAGCCACCGAAUUGAGAAUGUAGUUAAAGAAAAUUAUGGGGACAGAACUCAAAACUGGUGGCAAUCAGAGAAUGGGGUUCAGAAUGUUUCCAUUCGUUUGGAUUUGGAGGCAGAAUUUCACUUUACUCAUUUAAUUAUGGUUUUUCGUUCAUUCCGCCCGGCAGCUAUGUUUAUUGAACGAUCCAAAGAUUUUGGAAAGACUUGUGUAAAAGAGGGCCCACCCCGUAAUCACAAAGAUGUGAUUUGCACCAAAAAAUACAGCGAUGUUGCUCCUUCUACUGGUGGGGAGUUAGUGUACAAAGUAGUUUCUCCACAUAUCCGAACAGAAGACCCCUAUGCGCCUGAUAUCGCAGAACUUCUUAAAAUUACAAAUUUAAGAAUUAAUUUUACAAGAUUGCAUUCUCUUGGAGAUAAUUUAUUGGAUUAUAGACCUGAAAUUGAUGAGAAAUAUUGGUAUGCCGUUUAUGAAAUAGUUGUAAGAGGAUCUUGCUCCUGUUAUGGACAUGCUCAACGUUGUGUUCCUGUUGGUGAUGAAACAAUAUUAACUGCGAAAUUACCAGACAUGGUGCAUGGAAAAUGUGAAUGUACUCAUAACACGAAAGGAAUGAAUUGUGAUGACUGCGAAGACUUUUACAACGAUUCCCCAUGGAGACCGGGCAUUGGAGAUCAAUCAAAUGAAUGUAAAAGAUGUGAAUGUAAUGAUCAUGCUACUCGUUGCCAUUUUGAUUGGGCUGUCUAUAAUGCUUCUGGAUUUUCUUCUGGAGGUGUUUGUGAUGAUUGUCAACAUAACACAAUGGGGAAAAAUUGCGAGCAAUGCAAACCUAAUUUUUAUCGAGAUCCUCAAAGAUCCAUUCGAGAUCCAUAUGUCUGCAGACCCUGCCAAUGUGAUCGCAGUGGUUCUAAAUACGAUGGAAUUUGUGAGACUGAAGAAGAUCCUGAGCGUGGAUUGGUUGCAGGGAAAUGUUAUUGCAAAAGCAAUGUUGAUGGACCAAAUUGUGAUCGAUGUAAAAAUGGAUUUUGGGAAAUGAGAAAAGAAGAUCCUGAUGGUUGUCGGCCCUGUUCUUGUAAUCUAAUCGGUACUUAUGGGAACGAAGGUUGUGACAAAGUGACGGGAAAGUGUACAUGUAAAGCUCUUGUAAUGGGAGAACAAUGUGACCAUUGUCUUCAAGAACAUUAUGGACUAAGUGUUGAUGAUCCUAAUGGAUGCAAGCCUUGUGAUUGCGAUCCUGGUGGGGCUUAUGACAAUCACUGCGAUAGUGCUGAGGGUAUGUGCCGUUGCAGGCCAAAUUAUAGUGGGAGACGCUGUAAUACAACAGAAAGUGGAUAUUUCUGUCCAUUUAUUGAUAAAUAUACUUUUGAAGCUGAAUUCAGCAUUUUACCAUCAAAUGCUGAGCAAGUUCCAAGAGAAUAUUCAGUAGAUCGUCCAUGGACUUGGACUGGGGAAGGAUUUGUUAGAGUUCAUGAGAAUACAAAUCUCAGCUUUUUUGUGGAAGGAUUGCAAAAGACUGGACAUUAUAAUUUUGUUAUACGUUAUGAAUUACUUGACCCUAAUGAUCCUAUUGGAUGGGAGGAUGUUAGUCUAACAAUUGUUCGUCCAGGGGAUCCCAGUCCAGAUGGAGUUUGUGCAAAUAUUAUUCCAUCAGAUGAUUUUCUAAUUGCUCGACUUCCCAGUAGAAGUAAAUUCACAGAAAUAAUGCCUGCGGUCUGUCUAGAAGCUGGUGUUCGCUAUGAAAUUCGUCUUAAUUUUGGUGAAAAACGAUCGGGAUAUCCUGAUAGACAGGCACAAGCUCUUAUUGACUCUCUUGUAAUUGCACCUCAAACUGAUACUUUAGAAUUAUUUAGAGGAUCAGAAAUGAAUGAAUAUAGGAAACAAAUUUAUGAUCGGUUUCAAUGCCGUGCUUUAUCCCUUUCUGGCACCCCAGCCUCUCAAAUGCCACUUCCCUGUCUUGACCUUGUUUGCCCAAUGAAUGGUCCAAUUGUUGGGGAAGCUGUUAGUUGUGAUUGUGACUUAACUGGAUCUACAUCUGGUAUUUGUAAUGCUAAAGGUGGUCAGUGUGAAUGUAAACCUAAUGUUGUUGGGAGACGUUGUGACCGUUGUGCUGCAGGUACUUAUGGAUUUGGUCCUUCAGGCUGUACUCCUUGUAAUUGUGACUCGGUCGGUGCACUUUCCAAUGCAUGCGACAAACAAUCUGGACAGUGUGUAUGCCGUGAGCGAGGCAUUACCGGACGUCAAUGUGACCAAUGCCAACCAGGAUUUUGGAAUUUCCCAGAAUGCCGAACAUGUCAGUGCAAUGGACAUGCUUCGAUUUGUGAGCAACGCACCGGUGCUUGCAUGGAUUGUCGUAACCUUACUGACGGAGCUCAUUGUGAGCGUUGUGUGGAUGGAUAUUAUGGAGAUCCUAGACUGGGUGUAGGCAUUCCUUGCAAGCCUUGCCCAUGUCCUGGAGGCCCCGGCUCUGGAUAUCAACAUGCUGAUACUUGUUAUAUUGCACCACAGAAUCAAUCAGUUGUCUGUAACUGCAAACAUGGCUAUAUUGGCCAAUAUUGCGACCAAUGUCAGGUCAACUUUUGGGGAAAUCCACGAGAAAUUGCAGGAUCUUGUGAAAAAUGUCAUUGCCACGAUAAUAUAGAUUUUAAUGUUCCAAAUAGCUGUGAUCAAAUGACUGGGGACUGUCUCAAAUGUCUUCACAAUACUGGAGGUGAUCAAUGCCAACACUGUCUUGAGGGAUUCUUUGGAGAUGCUCGGAGCCGUACUUGUGUCCGUUGUGUUUGCAAUCAUUUAGGGACUAAUUCAAGUGCCGGGUCAUGUGAUCGUGUUACUGGGCAAUGCCCUUGCUUCCCUAAUGUUGUUGGGCUUCAAUGUGAUCAAUGUGCACCUUUACAUUAUGAUUUGGCUAGUGGACGAGGUUGUUCCGCAUGUAAUUGUGACACUAAUGGUGUGAUCGUCGAUCCUAACACACAAGAACCCUUCCUGAAAUGUAACGAUAUCGAUGGCCAAUGCCAUUGUAAGCCUGGACGUGGUGGAAGAACUUGCUCUGAUUGUCAAGAUUUGUAUUGGGGCGAUCCUGUUCAUGGUGAAUGCCAGCGGUGUGAAUGCGAUCCCUACGGCUCUACAACACUUCAAUGCCAUAGACAAAAUGGAACUUGCAUCUGCAAGCCAGGGAGUGGUGGCCCAAAAUGUAAUGAAUGUGCUCGGGGUUAUACUGGUCAAUGGCCACAUUGUCAAGCUUGUGGUGAAUGCUUUGACAAUUGGGAUUCUAUUUUACAAGGAUUACGAGUUGAUUUGGAAAGACUUGUUGAGAGGGCUUUGAAUAUUGAAGAUACAGGCAUAUCUUCCGAAUAUGAUGAAAGUUUUAUCCAAAUGGAGAAACAAAUAGAAGAAGUAAAACGUCAACUGGAAGUUGUUAACAUAACAAAGGAAGAUUUGGACAAUCUCCGUCAACAAAUGCAAACCUUACAAAAACAAAUUGAUUCAACUAGGGAUUUAUUAAGUGAAAAAAAUCAAAGAGUAACUAAAGUUAGCACUGAAGUUAAUUUAAUGGAAGAAGAUAUUCGCGUAUUAAAUGAAAGUACUAGACAAAUAACUCAAUUGGCGGAUAAUUUAACUGCUAAAGCUGAAAUUAUUAGAAGGGGGGAUACAAAGGGAGCUUCAGAAAUACUUGAAGAAAGCAGUCGAAGUUCAGCUGAUGCAGAAAGGCGUAUUGGACAACAAUUAGAAAUUAUUAGCCAAUCAGAAACUGAUCGCCUAAAAGCUGAGCAAUUAUUGAAUGAACAUAAACGGGACUUUGAUAGACAAUAUGAUGAAAACAAAGCUAGAUUAUCUGAAAUUAGCCAGACGAUAACAACAAUCGGUUCUUCAUUAUCCUCACUCAAUUUGGAAGUUUGUGGUGCCGAAACAGCCCCUUGUGAUCCCAUUUGUGGUGGGCCUGGGCCAAAAUGUUCUCAAUGUGGAGGUGGUAGUUCUUGUCCGGGAUCUGUAUCUAAAGCUGCACAGGCUCAGGAAUUUGCGAACGAAGCAAAGGAAAAAGUUCAGGCAAAAAGGAAAGAUGCUGAGGAGAUAUUAAAAAAUAUACGAGAAAUUCUUCCCAAAACACAAGAAGCACGACAACUAACUGAGAAAGCUUUGGAUAAGGCAAAACAAGAGGCUGAACGUAUCAACACAACACGCAAUGAUUUAUUAAAACAAAUUAACGAAACAAAAGAAUUUUUGGAAGCAGAAAAGCACCGCCCAGAGGAUAUUCGUCAAAAAAUUAAUUUAAUUUUAAAUACUACAAUUCCCUUUAAUGAAGAACAAAUUAGGGAAUUGUCCGAAAAUAUUCGCCAAAAAGUAUCAGAAGCCAAAGAUACUGAUAAAAUUUUGAGUGAAACACGUGGAAACAAGACUACAGCUUUAAAUCUUCAAAAACGUGCAGAAAGUGCUAGUAUGAGGGCUGGAACUAUACAAAAUAUAACUAUGACUAUUAAAGAAGCAUUAGAAAAUGCAACAAUAGCUCAAUCAAGUGCUGAAUCUACACUUAAUGAAAUAAAUGAAGCUAUUGAAAAUGCAAAGUAAAAAUAAAAAAAAUAUUUUUAAAUUUAAAAUUAAAGAACAAAAAUGUCCAAAACUGAAGGUGAUUUUAAUAUAGUAGAAGGACGUGCAAAGGAAGCUUUAGAACGACUUCAAAAAUUACAAAAUGUUACGG
Meloidogyne enterolobii is the source of this 4967-nucleotide messenger RNA. The record is from the annotation of a GenBank genome assembly. Lineage: Eukaryota; Metazoa; Nematoda; Chromadorea; Rhabditida; Meloidogynidae.